CCGGCUUCUCGCAACAGAAAAUAUAUUCGUAAUUAUUUUAGUGUAUUGCGCUUGCCGUUCUCCUUGGCAAGCAAAGCGCUUACAUUCUAGUUUUUACCGGGCUUUCUUUUCCGGCUUAUCUGUACAAACGCUCCGAUUAAUUUAGCGUCGGGCCAAUUGCAUUAUAUAGCUCCUCAGUGCCCAGGUGAUCUACCCCUUAAUUCUACAAAUUCCACAACUGAAAUGACUGCAAUUGUUGCAAUGGAAACACACUGGGAGACCCACGUGGCAGAGAAGCACAAGCAACUGGAGCGACAAAUUCCCGAGCAUUGGCGCUUGAGCACCACAUUUCUUAGUUCGCUUCCAUCAAAUGGCCAUCUCAUAGAGGCGGACAUCCCGCGGCGUAGUGGCAUCCUCACUGAGGAAGAGCUGGAUAUCACAGAACACUAUUCCGCGGGACAGCUGCUACAAAAGAUUGCCUGGGGCGAGUUGAGCUCGUUGGUCGUGACGACUGCCUUUUGCAAGCGGGCAGCUAUAGCUCAACAGCUAACAUCCUGCCUAACGGAACACUUCUUCUACCGGGCCCUCGAGCGCGCUCAGUACCUCGACGAUUAUCUAAAGCGAGAGAAAAGGGUGAUAGGGCCGUUGCACGGGCUUCCGAUAAGCCUGAAGGAUAGUUUCUGCGUCAAAGGGAUUCAGACCACCCUGGGAUAUGUAUCGUUCUUGGCCAACCCACCCGCCGAAUCCAAUUCUGCUCUGGUAGAUCUCCUCCUAGACCUGGGUGCGGUGCUUUAUGCCAAGACCAACAUUCCGCAGACCAUGAUGACUGGUGACUCAGAGAAUAACAUUUAUGGUCGCACACUGAACCCACACAAUACGAAUCUGACAGCUGGAGGAUCAAGCGGGGGUGAAGGGGCUCUCACUGCUUUCCGGGGCUCCAUUCUUGGAGUAGGAACUGAUAUUGCAGGGUCCAUCCGAAUCCCAUCACUCUGUUGUGGUGUUUAUGGCUUCAAGCCAACCGCAGACCGUAUUCCAUUUGGUGGCCAAGUGUCGGGGGCGAUUGAGGGAGUCCCGGGCAUAAAGCCAUCAGCAGGGCCGCUCGCACAAUCGCUGGACGACUUGGAGCUAUUUAUGUCAACUGUGCUCAACGUCGGGCCCUGGAAAUACGACGUGACUACCAUAGGUUCCCCAUGGCAGACAACAUUCAAAAUACCUUCUUUGUUGACAAUCGGUGUUCUCGCAGAAGAUCCUGACUUCCGCCUUCAUCCUCCUGUCCGUCGCGCAAUGGAGUCGGCCGUCGAAGCAUUAACCAAGAAGGGCCACCGAAUUGUACGCCUGAAACACGAUUCUGCACGAGGGGUAGCUUAUGCAAGCCGCCUAGCGUUUCAGUACUUCACAUAUGGACCACACGUAGACCAUAUGGCCGCAAGCGGAGAGCCCCCAGUGACAUCGGUGACGAAGAUGGCCAAUCCGAUGUUCACUGGCCCUUUCCCAGUGGACAAAGAUCUCGACAUAUUUGAGAAGAUCGACGCGUUACACAACGCAAGAAAGGCUUAUGCUGAGGCGUGGCGCAAGACAUGGGUUGAGCACGGUAUGGAUCUCAUUCUAGCACCCGGAGCCCAGAAUACAGCUACACCACAUGAUACGUAUGGAUGGCCGCCGUACACCGUCAUUUGGAAUCUCCUAGAUUACCCUGCAUGUAUUAUACCGUUUGGGAAGGCCUCGAGAAACCUUGACCCAGCGCCCCUGCCGCUACAUGAUGGAGUGCAACCCAGCUAUGACCCUGACGUGGUUGAUGGAGCACCAUGUGCUCUUCAAAUCAUUACUCCUCGACAUCAGGAUGAGAAAUGUCUUCGCUUUUCGCGAGUGAUCGACAGAGAUAUAUGUAGUUAGAUAAUCCUUAGACAGCUGCGCGGGAUAUCAAAGUCUAUACGGUGAGGGACUAACAUACUACCAUAUCAUCGACCAUCGUUGGAUGUUAUUCGAAACAUGAAAAUGCCCAUCAUGUGCAUUAGUGAUCUAACUGUAAAGAACUAGGGAAUGGUGUGGAAGGAGAGGACUCCAUUAUAAUAGCCAUAGCAUUGAAACAUACGAAAUUUGGACUCUAUUAUCCGGUAAACAAAAUACACGAUCUAAAGAUUACUAUUCGUCUGGUAAAGCUGCUGUAGAUUCCGCCCAUACUGGCUCCUCCCCGUCCCGUCG
Molecule: messenger RNA, 2181 nt
Organism: Aspergillus alliaceus
Lineage: Eukaryota; Fungi; Ascomycota; Eurotiomycetes; Eurotiales; Aspergillaceae
Gene: gmdB
Product: general amidase GmdB
Exons: 5
Coding region: 223-1872 (549 amino acids)
Source: RefSeq, a predicted model, not a curated record